CUAAUGGUGCGCGUCGUGGAGUACGUCGUCUUCGGCGCCUUCAUGGCGUGCAAUCUCUCGCUGGGGUUGUACUUUUCCUUUCGGAAGACCAAUGCUGGAGUCGGAACACGUGCAACGACAGCGGAAGUGUUUCUCGGCAAUCGACUGCUGAAGACAAUUCCUCUGGCGGCCUCAGCGGUGGCGUCGCUUUUUUCUUCGACGGGACUCGUGGGAUUCCCCGCGCACUACUACGCCUACGGCUGGCAUAUGGCUUGGGCCUACGUAAUGCCCCUGGUGUUUGUCCCUUUGUCCACCCACGUCUUCGUCCCAGUGCUGUACCGUCUUCGAUUAACGUCCAUAUUCGAGUACAUUCGUCUGCGCUUCAACGCCACCAUUUCUCUGACGGCAUGUGCGAUCUACAUUUUCCUUACGCAAAGUGUUGGGGCAAUCUCCAUCUUUGCCGCGUCGCUCACGCUAGUAACGGUUUUCAAGGUACCGCUUUUUUGGUGCAACAUAUUUAUCGGGCUAUCGGGGACGUUUUACACAGUCCUGGGAGGACUUCGAGGCGUGGUGUGGACUGACUGCAUGCAAUUCAUGAUUGCACUGCUUGCCCCAGUGGCAAUUGUAUCGAAGAUCUUUAUGGAUGCUUCUGCCCCUAAUUCCACAAUUCAACCGCUCACCGGGACAGACGUCGCAAGAUAUAUAAGCAAUUACAGCUUUGACCUAACGAGUGACGAAACAAUUUGGGCCUGUUCCUUGGGAACCUCGGCUAUGGCGAUCUACCGGGUAUGUCUGGAUCAAGUUGUUGCGCAAAGGCUCCUGGCAUCUCGGACACUCAAGGACGCUCAAAGGACCGCCCAGACAAGUGCACUGCUUCUGGUGCUGAUAUAUUUCACAGGUCUCUUCCUUGGUGUAGCCCUGACGGUUUGGUUUCGGGGUUGUGAUCCUACGCUGCUGGGAGAAAUAUCCAGUGUAGACCAAUACAACCCAACGGCCCUGCUGCUGUUUCUCGAUUUGGACCACCCGCGCCAGAACGAAUGA
Dermacentor silvarum is the source of this 1020-nucleotide messenger RNA. Its product is annotated as sodium/iodide cotransporter. Bases 4 to 1020 code for a protein of 338 amino acids. Gene Ontology annotation, cellular component: membrane. Gene Ontology annotation, biological process: sodium ion transport; transmembrane transport. The transcript has 8 exons. The record is from RefSeq and is a predicted model, not a curated record. NCBI's taxonomy places the organism in Eukaryota, Metazoa, Arthropoda, Arachnida, Ixodida, Ixodidae. Gene Ontology annotation, molecular function: symporter activity.